GAGAGCGUUCGUAGGAGAAAGAAAAACGGCUUCGUUUCGAUUCGACUCGAAACGUGUUAGCUUUUCUAAAAGGUUUUCGUCGAACGCCAUUCACACUUUCUGAUUUUUCAUUCUCGAUCGACUACUUUUAGUAUCGAACGUUUUCAAUGGUUGUUGUUGCCUUGUGAUUUUCGUGCCACCGCCACGAUACGCCAAGUUCGUGCGUGUCGCGUUCAACGAAGCAAGAUAGAUGUAGGAAGAGGAAGAGGCAGCGUGGGUACGGUUUUUUUCAAGAUUCGCAAAGCUUUCCUCUAAGAAAUAUCCAGGAAAAUGGCGGAAGAGGUCGCAGGAGGUUCUAGCAAUAGCAGCAGCGGCGAAGCCAGCAGAUUGCAGCUUCUGCAAGAGAUGCGCCAACAAAACUUUGAUAGCAUACGAUUCGCUUCUUAUCGUACAGCUUGCAAGCUUAGAUUUAUUCAGAAGAAAGUUCACUUGCACAACGUAGACAUAUGGAAUGUGAUCGAAGCGUUUCGAGAAAAUGGCCUAAAUACUCUAGAGCCGUCUAGUACGUUGGGAGUAUCUAGGCUAGAAACUCUCCUGUCUUCCUUAUUUCAUGCGCUUAACAAGAGGGUGCCGGUGUCUCAACAAGCCAAAGUCGACGCUACCACGGCGCUGUUGAUGAAUUGGCUCUUGGCGGCGUAUACCAGUGGGGAAAAUAAUAAGAUAUCCGUAUUUUCGGUGAAGGUGGCAUUGGCCACGUUGUGCGCUGGGAAGCUCAUGGACAAGUUUCGAUAUAUAUACUCGCAAAUAUCCGACGGUAACGGACACAUGAUACACUGGAGGUUCGCCGACUACUUGAAAGAGGUUUUGUCAUUAACGGCAGCGGUCUACGAGUCACCGUCCUUUGGAUAUUCGGAGGGUCUCGCGAACACCAUUUUCCCCCCUAAUUCCAAAGUGACGGUCAAUGAUUUUCUGGAUACGCUCAUGUCCGAUCCCGGGCCGCACUGUUUGAUUUGGCUCCCGUUAUAUCACAGAAUGGCGGCCGUUGAAACGGUGGCUCAUCCCAUCAUGUGCGACGCCUGUCACAAGGAGAAUUUUACCGGUUUCCGAUACAGAUGUCAAAAGUGUCACUCUUAUCAACUAUGUCAGGACUGCUUUUGGCGUGGCAAAGUUUCCGGGACUCAUAACAACGAUCACGAAACCAGAGAGUACAGUAGUUUUAAAUCGCCGAGCAAACAAAUCGGUCAUUCUUUGCGCAAAAGCUUCAGAUGCGUUCCCGAAAAGGGGAAAAACAACAUACCUAGAUUUCCCGAGCAGCCAGAAAAAACGUUGGACUUGUCGCACAUAGUCCCACCGUCGCCUUUACCAUCUCACAACGGUUUUCCAGAUCCAAGUUUCAUGGCUCCCUUCGAUUCCGGAUCCAUGGAUAGCCGAUCUACCUUGAGAAGUAUGGAUAGUUCAAGACUGGACGACGAACAUAAAUUAAUAGCACGAUAUGCACAAAGGUUGGCACAAGAAGCUAGGACCAUGCCACGUACUACGUCCAGAAUGUCGCAAGCUGACCAAGCGGGUAGAACACCGUCGGACGCCAAUUUGGCAUCGUUGGACGCAUCGAGAGCGCAACGUGAACUUAUAUCGCAGUUAGAAGCGAAGAAUAAAGAAAUAAUGCGAGAAAUUGCAAGGUUAAGGAGACAACAAGAGAUAGAGGCGGCAGGAUUGGAGAAUCCUGCUCUCAUGUCGGAGUUGAGAGCAUUGAGACAGAGAAAGGAUGAAUUGGAGACUCAUUUGGCCACUUUGCAAGAUUCCAGGAGACAAUUGAUGGUUCAAUUGGAAGGUCUUAUGAAAAUGUUAAAGAAUCAUCAGGCAUCUCCUAGAUCAACCCCAAACAGUUCGCCAAGGAGCACAAAAUCUCCUCCGUUACCUCCUGGUACAGUGACAAGUAGUAGAUCGGCACCAGCCACUCCAGGUGGAACGUUGUCAACGACUCCUCAACAGCAACAACCGCAACAGCAACAACAACAGCAGCAGCAGCAGCAACAACAACAACAACAACAACAACAUCAAAUGUCGCAAAGCUACCAGAGUUCCGUACCAACGACAUCGGUACCGAACAUGUCGGGCAGUGCUAUACUUGGAACAAUACAGAAUCCUAUUCCAGAUAGUCUUUCGUGUGUCGGAGGCGACGUAAGGUCUGCGUUCAGGACAAACAGCCUGCCAGGAAGCGGUUCCAGCAGUGCGAAUAAUAGUUUGGGCCGAUCCUUACGGAACGAUCUGUUGGUAGCCGCCGACAGUGUUACUAAUGCCAUGUCAACGUUGGUCAGGGAAUUAAAUUCAGACUCAGACCAGGAGGACCAUUCUCACAACUCGGGACGUUUUCUCAGAAAACCGCUGGAUUUCGAGGCAGGUGAAGACGGCGACGACAGCAGCGGCGGUGGUAAUUCUUGGCGCGAGGAACUUCAACGUCGUUAUCAACAGGAGAACGAUUUUCUGGCCGAAUUGAGAGCGAGGAACGUCAAUAUGUCGCAAACCGAACGCACUCCGGCCGCUUCGUCGAACGAACAGGAACAGGAUAGGGGUGACAGAGAGGAGGCGGAAGGUGGAAAGGAGGAUGAAAAUGAGACGGAUUGGUCGGAGGCUGUGAAAAGAUGGGUAAACCGAUAAAUUAGAAAAUUACGAAUAGGGUCGCGAGAGUGAGGGAGAGAAAAGUAAAAUUUUACGUUAUACCGAGAUUUAGGUAAGAUCGAACAAAAGAUCUCGGCUCCGCAGUUGUACGAGGACAAUUUCGAUUACGAAAUGCCUCUCGAGAAAGGAGAAUUCUCGAUCGUAGAGUUUGAUAUCGAUCGAUCCGCGGUAGGUUCUUCGUACGACGUUGUCUCUCCUUAUUUUCCCAUUUUCGCACUCUUUCCAUUAAAUUCGACAAAAUAUAGGAAGAUCAGUCGUCGCGACGG
Vespula pensylvanica (western yellowjacket) is the source of this 2924-nucleotide messenger RNA. Its product is annotated as dystrobrevin beta. Gene Ontology annotation, cellular component: synapse; plasma membrane. Bases 310 to 2637 code for a protein of 775 amino acids. Lineage: Eukaryota; Metazoa; Arthropoda; Insecta; Hymenoptera; Vespidae. Gene Ontology annotation, molecular function: zinc ion binding. The record is from RefSeq and is a predicted model, not a curated record. Gene Ontology annotation, biological process: synaptic signaling. The transcript is spliced from 18 exons.